AUGGAUGUCCUGGUCCGACUCCUGCAGCUGCUGGUGCUGCUCCUGACCCUGCCCCUGCACCUGAUGGCCCUGCUGGGCUGCUGGCAGCCCCUGUGCAAAAGCUACUUCCCCUACCUAAUGGCGGCACUGACUGCCAAGAGCAACCAAAAGAUGGAGAGUAAGAAACGGGAGCUCUUUGGCCAGAUAAAGAGGCUUACGGGAGGCUCCGGGAAGGUGGCCUUGCUGGAGCUGGGCUGCGGCACUGGUGCCAACUUCCAGUUCUACCCAGCUGGCUGCCGGAUCACCUGCCUGGACCCAAACCCCCACAUGGAGAAGUUGCUGACAAAGAGCAUGGCUGAGAACAGGCAUCUCCAAUAUGAACAGUUUGUGGUGGCUUCCGGAGAGGACAUGAAACAACUGGCCGACGGGUCCAUGGACGUGGUGGUCAGCACCCUGGUGCUGUGCUCUGUGCAGAGUCCGAGGAGGGUCCUGCAGGAGGUCCAGAGAGUGCUGAGGCCGGGAGGAGUGUUCUUCUUCUGGGAGCAUGUGGCUGAGCCCCGUGGCAGCUGGGCCUUACUGUGGCAGCAAGUUUUAGAGCCUACUUGGAAACACAUUGGGGAUGGCUGCUGCCUCACCAGAGAGACCUGGAAGGAUCUGGAGAGUGCCCAGUUCUCUGAACUCCAAAUGGAACAACAACCCCCUCCCUUCAAGUGGUUACCUGUUGGGCCCCACAUCAUGGGAAAGGCUAUAAAAUAA
This is a messenger RNA of Puma concolor (puma), 735 nucleotides long. It is a transcript of the gene TMT1B, whose product is annotated as thiol methyltransferase 1B. The record is from RefSeq and is a predicted model, not a curated record. Gene Ontology annotation, molecular function: S-adenosylmethionine-dependent methyltransferase activity. Lineage: Eukaryota; Metazoa; Chordata; Mammalia; Carnivora; Felidae.